AUGAGCAAAACCCGUGUGGCGUUUCUGAUGUGUGUGACAACAGGCAGGCGCGGUGCAGAAAAGGAUAUUGAAGUAAUGAAUAAGUGGUUUGACAAGUACCGGUUUGAAACACCUUCUGGACAGUGCAUAGAUCCUAAGGGGACGGAAAUAUUGCCAGCAUUGGAAGAGUUCCGGGAUCAAAUCAAUCAAUCUGAGGAUGAAAUUAGCUGCUGCCUCAUUACUCUUAUGAGUCAUGGGAGGAGUCACGGCCUCAUUCAGGGGAAAGAUCGUGACACAGUUGAUCUUGAUGAUAUAUUUGCGUUAUUCAACAAUAUACAAUGCCCAAAGCUCCAAGAAAAACCUAAAAUCUUCAUCAUUCAGGCAUGCAGAGGAGGAAAAGAAGACCAUGGAGUUGAAGAAAUAGAGCAUGAAUUCAAGGAAGCUGAUUGUACUUGUAACUUGAUAGCUGUCAGGAGGCUGCCAACAGCUAGUGAUUACUAUGUCGUGUAUUCCACUCAAAAGGGUUAUGUUUCUUUGCGUAACACGGAAAAAGGCUCUAGGAUGAUUGAAGCAAUGGAUGAGGUCUUUUCAGAGCAAGGCAUGAAGUGGCAUAUAGGGGAUUUGUUUACUAAAAUCAAUAAAAACCUGGUGCAUGAAACCUUUAGUAUCCAUGGAUGCCCUGUGAAAGAGACAAUAGUCGUGGAAUCAACUCUGACCAAAGCUGUGUACUUUGCACCUUAACUGAUUGAUCAACGGAAGACUCACUGCCUUUUGAAUUGAACAAAAUACAUAAUAUAAUAAUAGGAGAUACCAAUCACCUAGAACUGGAAGGGACCUUGAAAGGUCAUUGAGUCCAGCCCCCUGCCUUCAC
This is a messenger RNA of Mauremys mutica (yellowpond turtle), 850 nucleotides long. Its product is annotated as caspase-14-like. NCBI's taxonomy places the organism in Eukaryota, Metazoa, Chordata, Testudines, Geoemydidae. Bases 1 to 720 code for a protein of 239 amino acids. Gene Ontology annotation, molecular function: cysteine-type endopeptidase activity. The transcript is spliced from 5 exons. The record is from RefSeq and is a predicted model, not a curated record. Gene Ontology annotation, biological process: proteolysis.